AUGGCCUUCACCCUGUCAGAAAUUAUGGCGGCAAGGCGGCAGCAGUCACAGGCUCAGUCACACGCCCAGCGAGGCAACAGGACAACAGUGGAGGUGGACGAAUACAGCACCAACCCCACUCAGGCCUUCACCUUCUACAACAUCAACCAGGGACGCUUCCAGCCACCACAUGUCCACAUGGUGGACCCAAUGCCCCACGACACGCCCAAGCCACCAGGCUACACCCGUUUUGUAUGCAUCUCAGACACUCACUCCCGCACAGACACCAUCCAGAUGCCAUAUGGGGACGUGUUCAUCCAUGCUGGGGAUUUCACCGAGUUGGGACUGCCGUCCGAGGUCAAGAAGUUCAACGACUGGCUAGGUACCCUGCCCUACGACAUCAAGAUUGUGAUUGCUGGAAACCAUGAGUUGACCUUUGACCAAGAGUUUAUGGCUGACCUGAUCAAGCAAGACUUCUACUAUUUCCCGUCAGCCUCCAAGCUGAAGCCAGAAAAUUAUGAGAAUGUCCAGUCACUGCUCACUAACUGCAUCUACCUGCAGGACUCUGAGGUCACCGUGCGGGGCUUCAGGAUCUAUGGCUCCCCCUGGCAGCCCUGGUAUUAUGGUUGGGGUUUCAACCUGCCACGGGGUCAGGCUCUGCUGGACAAGUGGAACCAGAUCCCCAACAACACAGACAUCCUGGUGACACACUGCCCCCCACUGGGUUUCUUGGACUGGGUCCCAAAGAAGAUGCAGCGCGUUGGAUGCAUGGAGCUACUCAACACGGUCCAGAGGAGAGUCCAGCCCAAACUGCAUGUGUUUGGACACAUUCAUGAAGGCUAUGGCAUGAUGACAGAUGGCACUACAACAUUCAUCAAUGCCUCAGCCUGCACCGUCAACUUUCUGCCCAUGAAUCCACCCAUUGUCUUCGACCUCCCCAACCCCAGGACCACAUGA
Toxotes jaculatrix (banded archerfish) is the source of this 936-nucleotide messenger RNA. RefSeq names its product metallophosphoesterase domain containing 1 (gene mpped1). Bases 1 to 936 code for a protein of 311 amino acids. The record is from RefSeq and is a predicted model, not a curated record. Gene Ontology annotation, molecular function: hydrolase activity. Lineage: Eukaryota; Metazoa; Chordata; Actinopteri; Toxotidae. The transcript has 6 exons.